Messenger RNA from Eriocheir sinensis (Chinese mitten crab), 7515 nucleotides. RefSeq lists its product as uncharacterized. NCBI's taxonomy places the organism in Eukaryota, Metazoa, Arthropoda, Malacostraca, Decapoda, Varunidae. The record is from RefSeq and is a predicted model, not a curated record. The transcript is spliced from 5 exons. Bases 228 to 962 code for a protein of 244 amino acids.
CCCCGCCAAGACCAAGACCAAGCGUUCCUCCCCAGGCUGCACCCAUCCUAGCAGGGACGGUGCUCGGGGCGGGGCGGGGCGAGGCUUUGUUUACAGCGCCUCCCUUGCAGCAGCUGGCCGCCUCCUCAGCCUCGAUCCCGCCGCCUCCACCAUGCCGCCGCCCCUCAGGAUUUAAGAAGAAUGUAGUGAAAUGUCAAGAUAAGUUCACAGACAGCUAAUGCACCAUAAUGCUUCCACUAAGUGACAUGCAUCCACUGCAAGAUGAAGCUGUUACGAUUGAGCCACAGUAUGAUGGAGUGAUCAUGCUCAGCUCAGAGUCAGUGCUGUUCAGUGAUGCAAAACCUCGUCCUGAUGGAAGCAAGGUGUACCAUGUGUUUGAGCGGACUCUGGGGGAGCCGGCCCAAGAUGAAGUAGUGCAGAAUGAGGACUUUCAGACCAGACAGGAGCAACUCUUUUCUCAGGCCCAUGAAAACACUCUGCAGGGAAUACAGCAGGUACUUGCAGAAAGUGGUUUUGUCAACCAGGGAUGGUGUGAAAGUAAUGGGGCCGGGGUGCCGGUUAGCCCCACCUCGGAGCAGGGUUUCGCUGAGGAUCCAACACUCAUUUUUCCUCCAGGCUUGAAUAUCUCUGUUAAUACCUCAAAUUCGUGCAUAGCCAGACACCAUGAAGUACCCCGUUCAAAAAUUCACCAGUUUGAGAUUGUUCUGCCUUUUGAGCAUAAACGGCGACUUCUUAAAAGAUUACUGAAGCAUAAAGGAGUUGACUUUGUAGAAUUUGAACCUGAAAAUCAUCGUAUCAUAAUUAAGACAAGAAGAUCUGUGCACACUAUCCUGUCUGUCCUGCGGAGUGUUGACCCCAGUGCCCGACUCUUAGGGACCAGCAGGGACCCUGAGGAGACCAGAGACGGGGGCUUUAGUCAAGAUUCAGGAAGGUUCAAUGGAGGGCUGUGCAUGCAACAAUGAAAAGCUCCAAACUGUUAAAAUACUUUUCAAAUAGGCCAAUAACAUUAAAGGGGAACUUCCUGAAGUUGAUAUAAAAAUAUGUACAUAAUUUCUUUCAGACUUUAGGAAUUUUUCAGUAUCAUAUUAAUAUACCUUACAUUUGUGGGAAGAAUCAACCUAAAUGAAAAUCCAUACAAUACGUACAUUGUUGAUGGAGUGGAAGACACUGCAUUUUGCACUCCUGCUUCCUUUUUCCCUAUUGACUUGACUAACACAUGUCACACCAUCCCAUUUAACUGUGAACCAUGAUAAACAAGCAUUAGAAGAGAAAGCCACAUUGUUUUCAAACUCCCCAUUUGUCAAUGUUUCUUACUAGUCAACUGCAGAAAUAAAUGUCCAAAUGCUCCACAAAUAAAUAUUUAACACUAAAAGUAAUUGCUAAAUCUGAGGGAAAAAGAAAAACUAAGCUUAGUCCAUCAGAAUCUAGUGUUGAUUUACUGUUACGAUUACAAGAAUGCGAGUGCCUCUGUGUGCAUGAACGGAGAGCUGAGUGAGAGUUUGGAUGAUGGUGUGGUGUGAGAUGGGUGUCAAUCACGAAUAUUCUUGGUGGAAAUGAGAUAUAUAAGAUGUUCAUUGUGUUGUGUCAAAUUGGGGUGAAGAAAGCAAUGGAAUCAUGUAUGAGUGGUUUGGUAUGGGUGUAACAGCAAAAGGAGUGGAUUGUGGAGUGACUGAAUGAGUAUAGCAUGGUGCUCUGAGAUGGUUUGGAGAUGUGAUGAGAAUGAAAGAGGAUGACUUUGUGAAGAAAGUAUAUGAGGGUAGGAUUGAAAGAGAGAGUGUCUGGGGGAAGACUAGUGAAAUGGAUCAAUAAAAUGGAUAAGUAUUGGAGAGGGAGAGUUGAUAGGCGAGGGAUCGAGCAUGCUACGAGGGAGUGCUGGAACAAGUUAUUUUGGAGAUGCCUUUGCCAUGACCACCCUCUCGAGGGAAGUUCCCUUGAGGGAAGAGGGCACUGAAAAUAUAGAUAUAGUAUACAUACAUAUACACACACACAUACACAAUCGCACACACACAUGUAUAUAUAUUUAGUUGGACAUCAUCAAAAUAAUUUAUUUCCUUUCAUCUGGCAUUAUUUUUCUAAGUACGUAUCCAUUUCACCUAUAUUGUUGUUAUAAGAAAAGAACAGAUAUGUCAUUUUUGUGGUGCCUGUUACAGGUUAUUAACUUACUGUGUCCUUCCAGAAUGUAAUAAUGCUCAAACUUGUUAUUUGUACUCAUUAGUGUAUCUUUAUAUAUCUAGUAACUUGCUUAAUACCCAACCAUGAUGCUUUGAUGGGUCCAAUACUUCAUGUGAAUGUGUUAGAGCCAUGUAUGUGAUGUCAUAAGAACUAAGAAAACAAUGAAGUUGAGGAGUCUAAAUCCUUUUUUGGCGAGUUUGAUUUUCAGUGAAAGAAAGUAAAUAUCUGAAGGCAAAGCAAUCUUUCCAAAAGGUGCCUCAUAUAUAUAUUCUUCUGAAUGGAGGCUCUCACAAAGUUGCAGCAAACAAAAAAUUGACAGCAUCAAACACAAAUUAAUGGAGAUAAAAAUGCAGUCAUGGAACAAAUUUUCUCUGAUGAAUUUAAGAUAGUAAAACUGACAAUAUGGAACAUUAUUCUUAUUUUUAGCAGCAGUAAUGAUAAAUGUUUGGUGGUUAUAAACACUAUAUAAAUGUGAGUUCAGUCAAGAAGUUGUUGUUGAGUGAGGUUUUAUUUGAGAAUUUUAAGAGGUUGUUGCUUGUAUAUUAUAUUUUUCUGUAAGGUUAAAACCAGGUCUUCUAAUCAAAGCUAUUCUAGUUGUAUAUUGUCAUGUAGGGCCGUAAAUAUUAUAGGCACUCUUGCAAUAAAAAAUAUGCUCCUGACAUGAUAGAAGCAGUGGGUGACUAUAGGUAUUGCAUAGUAUUUAUAUCUUAGUUCUUGCCAACUAUUUUUGUAUUUUGCAUUAUUUCUUUCUUAGAAGAAAUUGUUAUUUUAUCCUUGAUAGGGUAUAUAAAGCAGACCCUGCCUUGCACAAAAUCCUUGAGAGUAAGAAUGGUACUCAGUUCCUCUCAGUUGAUUUUUAUUUAUUUUUUGUUAUUUGCAAAUUAAACCAUGAAACCAAGACUGUCCUGUCGAUGGAGGAGGUGCUGUGUACUUUUUGGACAUUCAUGCAUGCAUGUAUGUAUAUAGUAAAAGUACGUUAACCUGAGUUGUAGGGGACCAGCCAUGCCUGUUUAUCGGAUAUGCUGUAUUAAUGAAAGGAACUAGUACAUGUAUGAAUAACCAGGUGGUACUACAUGAAUGAAUAAUUAGAUGGUACUACUACAUGUAUUUCCAUUUUGAUAUCUGCUCCCCCUCUACCUAUGAAGUACUGUGUUAUGAGUUCCUGAGCUGGACGUCUCCCUAUGGCUCUCACCCCUUGUGCCAAUGAAUCUGUGUGACAAGAAAGGCGAGGGAGGAGGAAUGUUGUGUUUCCAUGAGAUAACUGGCAGAUGUCAGCUGAGGUUGCUCCAACCAAAAUAAAGAACUUAAGGAUGGACAAACCACAGCUGACAGGUGGACGUGACAACUGGUGGUAUGUGUGUUCAGGCUACCAAGACAUUCCUGUGAUAAAUUCUCUCAUUUUUGCAUACAGGGUGUUCUAGUUGUAGAAGAAUAUCUCUUAUAAACAUAUGUGUAUGUACAGUUCUCCAGUUAGUUGAGGUAUGAACUGGAUCAAAAGUUCAAAUAAGGCACGCUGCCUUUAAGUGGUUGCUAUGCGGAUGGGUGGGAGGGAGGGACAAGGGAAAGAAGGAGAAUGUGGCAGGGAAGUUGGUUGGGGCAAGAGUGGGAGGAGGUGGAAGUGCAGGAAUGAUGUUCCACUAUAGAAUUGAAAAUAUGCAUGACCCAUUGCCUUUAUAACAAUAAAUCAUGUUGAUAAAACACUGCACUUCACAAAGGCUUACUCUAGGACAUGAGGACUGUGUGCUUGUAGUAAGACUGUGUGUUUCCAAAAAGUGCUCAUCAUAUUUUGAGGACUUGCUUGAUCACAAUGAAAUCUAAACACACUGAAUUUAAUUUCCUUUAAAAUUUCAACUGUACACUUAUUCAACUUCUCAAGUAACCCUGGAUGGUGAAGUAUAUAGACCUUUGGUGACAUAGCUUGUUUUGAUAACAGUCAACCAUAAUAUCCACCUCUCGCUCUGUUCCACCCUCCUGCCCAUGCUCUCCCCCCUUCACUCUCCCUCCACACCUCACUCUCUCCCUAGUCCCUUCCACCGUCCACCUCUCCCCUCCUGUCCACCCUGCAAACCGCUGGGGGCAGCACAUUUAGUUUGAACUAUCAGUUCAGCUCACACCUUCCACCUGAGGGAAAACCAGACCAGAUUAUUUCUGGUUGGAUCAAAAAAAGCAAACGGUUGGAUUUGCUGGACUAUUGGUGACUGCAUUAACAGACUUUUACUGUAUAUUAGUAAAUAUAUGUAUGCCUGUCCAUAGAAUAAAAGAAGAAGAAUAAAAGCUGCCAUUAGGAAUGCUAGGGCAACACCUGCUAGCAUGUCUGUAGCCUUUCAGAGUGAGUAGAGAGUGAGGAAAUCAUCAAGUGUCUGAGUCGUGGUUUGGGAGCUUUGUACGUUAAUGCUACAAGGUACAUGAAUAUGUUGCAGGGGAUGUUCAUGGCUCUAAUCAACUUUCUGGAUAUUGUCUACCUAAGUCACUAUGUCAUUACUUCUAGGAAGAAGAUUGGUUUUCUCACAUGAUAUUGAUUAUGACAAUAAAAUGUUGCUUAUGUAAGAAGAGCGUAAAUUAGAAUUUUGUUACCUUACUCCAGCUAGGUGUGCUCUUGUGCAUUAAGUCAAAGCAGCAUUUGUCUGUGUAUAGUACAAUUCAAACUCAUGUAUGUGCACAUAACAUACAAACACAUUAAAUAAUUUCUACCUAAUAGACAAGUAAGUAUGUGGUGUGGUGUGCAUGCACUAAUGUAUAUUUGGUAGUAUUGUGAGAGAAUUCAGUUUAACAACAAAUUACCACUGAGGCAAUUUGAUGGCUUUGCUUGCAGUUUAAGACAUCUUGAUAAAUGUAAAUUCAUAAUUAAAAUGUCAAAUACUAAUUUAGACAUAUUGUAUGUACAUUCUUGUGCUCAUAUAGAAUAAGAUUUCCUGUCCCCAUAAUUUUACACACACACACACACACACACACACACACACGAAGUGUAUGUUGGGAUUAUAUGAACGCACACAUCGUAAUAGAUUUUUUAAAGUUAGUUACAUACUGUAAUUUUUGUUUGGGUAGUAAUUUCCUGGGAUAUACUGAGAACCUCUUUGCACAGAGUGAAUUAGGGAGGGAGGAGAGCAUGAGGAAGUGAUCUAUCUUACUUAAGUUGUAACUGCAUGAUCAUUGUCACUACAUGAGAACACAUGGUGUGAAAUACAUUUGGCCCAAAGUGACUGAAGCUUCUGGGGGACUACAAUGAGCAUACUUUUUGUUAUACUUUUAUCAUCCCACUAAGUGAUUAUAUUAUAGUACUGAAAUGGAUGAAAAGAUUUAUUCAUCCAUUAUAACAUCAGAAACAUUUUGAUAGUAUCCAUUAAAGACAAAAUUACUUUCAAUUCAACCUAAACUGAAAAAAAGUAUUUAGUUGCUUAUUAUUAUUUUGAAAGCUGGCCCCUUGCCAAGUUUAUGAUGCUGAGUACAAACGAAGCCUCUUGCUAAAGGCUGUAAGCAUCAAGAACACAAAAUGGUCAGUAACAUUUUUGGACCAUCCUUAUAAAAGUUUGACACAAAUUGAAUAUCAGUGAUGUCCUUUCAUAUAAAAGCAUUUUUUUUUUUUGUGCUGCCUAUAGUGUCAGUAGGCUUUCUUGAGGGGUCUCUUGGACAACCCCAGCCUGUUAGUGGCGCAGGUGAAUUUAUUUAUAGUGGCUGCCGUGAUAUAUGUGCUUGGCCCAUGCUGCCCCCCGGUGUUCAAUGUGAACAAAGUUGCUAAAGUUAGGGUUGAUUGAAGAUCUGGGUAGCAUGUGGGUAAUCUUCUGCCACUCUGCUAUGGUUGAAAAUUGUCAGCAUGCAUUGGUGGGACUUGAACCUGGGUCCCUGGGAUCACCACACCCGCAUGCUGACCACUCAGCCACCGCUGCUGCUACAUAAGGCAUGCAAAGUAACUUGCAUGACUGAUCAUGCAUUUUGAUUUAUUCUGAUUCCUAUUCAGAAACAUUUCUAGGAAUUGUGAUUUUAAAAAUUUCAAUUGGGUGAAUACCAGACACGUAAGUUUUUCUCGAUUCUAAAAAUAUCUAAAGCAUUAAAGCUGCCUUCUUUUACUCAUCAAAAAAAGUAUAUUUGCAAAGAGGAUCACAAAAUAUGGCCAGAGAUUGUGCCCAGUGUGGUCUCCCAUAAAAAAUUCAUACAUUUUGUUAACAUGUGGUGCCAUGACAUGACCAGCUUUUAUAGUAAAAUAGUCCUUUUGAUACUCAAUUUUUAUAGCUUUCUCUGGCUGAUAUAAACUUUAUGGAAGUGUAAAGCAAUGGUGCCAUAAAACAUGUUGAGUAUACCUAUUUUGUAUUGCCAAGAUAUUCUAGGGAAAAAAUUGAUCAUAUUUCAACAUUAUAAUGUAAGAGAGGAUGAAAGUUUUCAGUUUGUAAUGUGCAGUUCAGUAAUAUAGACUGGUGAGGUCCUAAACUCUUAGAGUCAUGAGGCCUCAUGUCAAUGUUGCACCAGAGGGUGUCACAUAGAUGCAUACCAAGACAAGGCCUUGCCAGGGUCUCCUCAAAACUUAAAACAUUUACAUAUUUGCCUUAUGAUUUCUUUAUUUUUCUCUCAGCAUCCCAGUUCAACAAGUUCUGUAUUCUUAAUUCACCCCAUCGUUAGGAAGAAAUCUCUGCCCACCGACAGUAACACUAAGGUUCAUCAAUUGGCAUAUAAGACACCAGCUCUGAUUUACAUGCAUGUACUGUAAUGGUGGUAGUAGGUGUUGAUAUAUGUUGGCCCUGCAUGUAACCAUGAAUUUUUACUUUGAGCUCAGAACUAUUGGCCCUCAGCUUUCAGAAUGGGCCUGAAUUCAGCUUUCUUGCUCAAGGGUGUGUGAACUGUGACACUGAACUUACAUGAGGCCCAAGGCCGUAGCUUGUUGAUCCGAAUAAAUCUGGCACCGAUGGAAUGGUAUUUACAAAUGUGCUUUCAUAUUUACAUUUAAACUUGAUUUUGCCCUGGUAACCUUUGAUAUAGUCUCUAUGAUAAUUAUAAGUAUCCACAUUAUGUAUUUCCUUCUGGAACUGGCAAUGGGAUGUUUCUGAAAAAGUAUACGUAACCACAAGAUGGCUCUUACUCACUGGUAAUACAUGCACUCUUAAUUAAGGUAUAUUUUUAGUGAAUUAUAGUUCUGUAUUUCAGGCAGUUUGGUAGUGAUCUUUACUUUAUGUAACUUUAUCAGUUCAGAACACUUCAGAAAAAUGCAGCUGAAAAUGAAUUCAUAUGAUGAUGAUGAUCAUCAUCAGUAACUUUCUUUUCCUGCAAAGGCAGUGAGGCGAGUCAAGGCCAUGUGACCGUUAUGUCAAAUGUUGUAGGCAAAAAUAAAUGAAAGGGAGACAUUCCCUAACCUCA